AUGGCGAAAUUAAGCCUUUUCAACUGUCUUAUAUUCCAACUCGGCUUUCUGGCUUUCCUUGCCAAAGUUCAAGCCACUUCCUCGCAAUGUUACUAUCCUAAUGGCGACGAAAGCACCGAUACACCCUGCUAUACCGAUGGCCGCAUUACACACUGCUGUGGAGAUUCCUCCAUAUGUCUUACAAAUCAGCUAUGUCUUUCCUUGAACCAACCUUUCGGCCUCUCGCGCGGAAGUUGCACCGAUAAAAGCUGGGGCACCUCGUGUCCAGCCUAUUGCAAAACCGCCCAGCAGAGCGCCGGUGCCUCUCUUGUCUGGUACACCAAUGGCACAGCAACGGACGAAGAAGACGAAUACUGUUGCAACUCCAUGGUCAUCUCCAGCAACGACACUUUGGUAUGCAGCACCAUCUCAGGCGAAACUCAAACCCCUUUCACAAUUGCGGACGGGUCUGUCAUUGCAGACGUGGCUGCCCUCGAUGGUCUAGUCAAAGAAUCUUCCAGUUCAACCUCCACAACUGUUGCAAACAACACCGGUAACAGUGAUGACACCGCUUCAUCAUCGAACUCCACCUGCUCCUCCGGUUCUAACAAUGAUGUGGCGAUUGGUGCCGGUGUCGGCGUGCCUCUUGGAGUAAUUGCCCUUGUUGCACUUGGCUGGGCUCUGUAUGAGAGGCAAUUGAGAAAGAAGAUGCUUACAUCCACCCCGUCGGUGAGCAGCCCACCUUCUGGCGGUUACAGUUAUCCGCCUGAUAUGGCUGCGUACAGUGCACAGCCCGCAGAGCUUGGAAGCGCCUUCAAGUCCGGACCCAUGCCUGCUGAGCUCCAUGACUCGACAUUGGCUCGUUAA
Penicillium verhagenii is the source of this 846-nucleotide messenger RNA. RefSeq lists its product as uncharacterized. Lineage: Eukaryota; Fungi; Ascomycota; Eurotiomycetes; Eurotiales; Aspergillaceae. The transcript has 2 exons. The record is from RefSeq and is a predicted model, not a curated record. The coding region runs from base 1 to 846 and encodes 281 amino acids.